AUGACACUUAGCAGUAUCCCUUGCUAUUAUAGUGAUUUCCUCAUGGAAACGGGCGAAAACUUGCGGCUGGCCAUUUAUUCGUGCGGCUGGGAGAAGUACUGGGACAGACGAACGCGUUCGGUGCUACUGCUGGUAUUAGCGCGGGCCGCUCGUCCCGUUGCAGUCCGGACUAUGUUCAGAACUGUCUGUCUCGACGCACUCACAGACAUCUAUCAACAGUCUUACGCAAUAUUUAAUUUGCUAAAUGCUGUAUGGAAU
Messenger RNA from Iphiclides podalirius (scarce swallowtail), 258 nucleotides. The record is from the annotation of a GenBank genome assembly. NCBI's taxonomy places the organism in Eukaryota, Metazoa, Arthropoda, Insecta, Lepidoptera, Papilionidae.